Messenger RNA from Sinocyclocheilus grahami, 1945 nucleotides. Its product is annotated as elongation factor Tu, mitochondrial-like. Gene Ontology annotation, molecular function: translation elongation factor activity; GTP binding; GTPase activity. Gene Ontology annotation, biological process: mitochondrial translational elongation. The annotation marks the transcript as partial. The transcript has 6 exons. NCBI's taxonomy places the organism in Eukaryota, Metazoa, Chordata, Actinopteri, Cypriniformes, Cyprinidae. Gene Ontology annotation, cellular component: mitochondrion. The record is from RefSeq and is a predicted model, not a curated record.
UUACUGACCCAACAGUGUUGUGUGCACAUACAUUAUCAUUACAUCUGUGUUAUAAAAGCGCGUCUCUGUCUGAAGAACAUGAUCACAGGCACAUCUCAGAUGGACGGCUGCAUCCUAGUGGUGGCGGCGACCGACGGUCAGAUGCCACAGACGCGUGAGCACCUCCUGCUGGCGCGGCAGAUCGGCGUGGAGCACGUUGUGGUGUUCGUUAACAAAGCCGAUGUGGUGGAGGACAAGGAGAUGCUGGACCUGGUGGAGCUGGAGAUCAGAGAGCUGCUCACAGAGUACGGCUACGACGGUGAAAACACACCAGUUAUUACUGGAUCGGCACUCUGUGCUCUAGAGAACAGCCAGCCGGAGCUUGGUGUAAACUCCAUUAUGAAACUUUUGGAGGUGGUAGAUAAUCAUAUUCCUUUGCCAAAGAGAGAUCUGGAUAAACCAUUCCUGCUGCCCGUAGAGGGAGUCUGUUCUAUUCCAGGUCGUGGUACUGUGGUCACUGGCACACUAGAGCGAGGAAUGAUCAAGAAAGGAGAUGAAUGUGAAUUUCUCGGACACAAUCGUUGCUUUAAGUCCAUCAUCACUGGUAUCGAGAUGUUCCAUCAGUCUCUAGAACGGGCGGAGGCGGGUGAUAACAUGGGCGCUCUGGUUCGCGGUCUGAAGAGGGAGGACGUCAGGAGAGGCAUGGUGAUGUGCAAACCGGGAUCCAUCCAGCCACACCAGAAGGUCAAAGCUCAGGUCUACCUCCUGAGCAAAGAGGAGGGCGGCAGACACAAGCCGUUCUGCACAAACUUCAUGCCGAUCAUGUUCUCUCACACCUGGGACAUGGCUUGUAUAGUAGAGCUGCUUCCGGGGAAGGAGAUGGUGAUGCCGGGAGAGGACACGUCUCUGAUCCUGGCCCUCAGACAGCCCAUGGCUCUUGACAGAGGCCAAAGGUUCACGCUCCGAGACGGCAACCAAACUAUCGGCACGGGCCUGGUCACAGAAAUCCUCCCCGUGACAGAGGACGACAAAUACAACUGGGGCUGAGAAAGACGACAGGAAAAGAGGAAACUCUUUGAGACUCUGGUGUCCGAAGCCUUUUUGGACUGAAGUUCUAGAAAUGUCACUCUAGAAUUGAAUUGUGGCCCUGUUUAUAUUGCAAAAUUAAAUCUGUUUGCUAAGGAGGAUGUCUUUGUCCUGAUUGCUGAUGUCUUUGCAAACCCUUAAAAAUGUGCCCACCAAUUUUCUACAUGAAGAAGCAAGUAACGUAUCACUCAGAUUAGAAAUGUGGAACAAUUUGCGUCCAUUUCAGCACAUCACAAUGUUCGAAACAUGCUCUGCUUUCAUUAUCCUCUCUCAUCUCAGCUGUCAAUUAUUCACAAAGUGAAAACCAGUACAUUUGCGGAAAGUUUCCAAAUUUAAACUGUACUUGGCUUGUCAUUCCAUGCUGCUCAUCUACAGACACACAUUGGGCUCUUUUGCUGUCUGUUUUCCGGGCAUCUGUCUAAAAAAUGUAAUAAAAUGUAUUCAAUAGAUCUGUAGACUCAGCCUUGUGUCUGCUUUGCAUUUAACCACCUUUCAACGAGAAAAAAUGUACAGUGAUAAUUUAAGUCGCGACUAUUAUAUAUUUUUGAGGUGGUGUCAAACAUGUUGUAGUAACACUGAGAAGCCAAUUUUUCGAAUGUUCAAGUUAUUGCUUUAAAGUGCGAUGUUUAAAUCAAAACAUUUGAGGGUGAUGGUGAAUGAUUGUGUGUAAGAAGGCAAAAUUAUGAAAAAGCUAGGUCUGUUCUGAAUCUGUUUGAAUUUGCUUUGUGACAGUAAACUCAUUCAUGAAGUCUUUAUUGUGACAUUUACUUGAAUAUUAUUACAGCAAUAAAACAAUAAAUAAUGUUUAGGAAGUUCUUGACGAUUGCAACCCCGAUGGUGAAUUUCACAAAGAAACGUCAUGGUCAUAUGUUAAAAUCGA